GGAUAAAGACUGGUUCAAAGGGCUGUGUGUGUUGGAGUCUCUCUGUGACCCCUGGCAUCCUUCACCCCAGGGCGCUAACACGGUGGGGAGAACCGCUCAGCCCAGGGGCGAUCCACCCGCCGGUCAUCUGCCCCCCGAGGGGUCCACCCAGCCGGAUCUUGCAGCCACCGUGGGGGUGUGGGCCAGGGAUCCCGGCUGCCUGUGGACCCAUUUGCUCUCCCUUGCGGCUCCCCACUGUGGGGCGCCUGCAGAGCAGUGACCAGGGGUGAGCACCCUGCCCCAGCGCUUGGGGCCCCAAACUGCAAGGACCUUGGUUGGGUACCAGCAGCCAGGGCAGUCGAAGCUCCCUUUCCGGCCUCCUCUCCCCUUCCCACCCUUGCCCCUCGGGGUGGAUACAUGGGGGCCCAGGGAGGCUCUGCCACUGUGGCAGUGUCCCACCUGGGGUGCCGGGGGGCAGCCACCAGGGUCCCCGGGCUGUCACCAUCCAACAGCAGGAACCAGGGACUCCCAAGGAGACUGGCUGAAAACCUCUGACCCCGCCCCUCUUGUCUGCUCUCCUGUGGGGGUUGUGGGCAAGGGGGGAGUUCUGGGCUCGCCUCCCCAGGUUUGAAUCCUGACUCGCCAGCCAUGUGGCCCUGGCCUACAGGGACAACUGCCCCAGACUGAGGGAGUUUCCAGGAUGGGGGCAUUAAUGCUAAGCCAAGGGCAUCCCAGGCAAACGGGGGUGGGUCCCCUGGGUCCCCUCCCCCAGCCCCAGCAGCUCACCGUGUGAUCAGGAAUGUUCUCCGGGCUGUGGGGUGUGUGAGGAACCGGGGCUUCACACCAGGGAAGGGCUGUGCGCGCCAGCUGGAGCUCUGUUGUUGCGGUGGCUGUCAGCCACCCCAUGUCCCCAGCCAGCCUCUAGGAUGCCUGGAGGGGCAUCUCCGGCCCCCACCCCAGGGCCCCCGAGCUGGGGAGGGGACACCAGACUACAGCACGCCCACCUGCCUCAGGAGACCCACCGCGGCCUGAGCAGAGAUUGAGCCGCAGAAAUGCCCCAAGGUCACGCUGACCUCCAACAGUGCCCCCUGAAGCCCUUCCUACCCUCUGGCCUCAGUUUCCCCACCGGCACCUGAAGGGGUUUGGGGACUUUUCCUGGGAGACUAAUGAAGGGUGGGACACCGGAGGGGCAGCGGUGGGGGUGAGGGCUGCGGGGCAGGCGCCCCGGGCUCCGGCCCUGAUCCGCUCCCCUAAGCUGACACAGCGUCUGUGCCUUCGCCGCACCCGCUAAGUCGCCGAAGCCCAAUCCCUCCCACAGCCUCUUACCACCCCCAGGGCCAAUUAGCUAAUUGAGGCCUGAGGACAGAGCAGCUCCUUAGUAUUUUAGAGUGAUGAAGCAAUUAGGAGAAUUAUCUCCCUACAAGCCACAGGCCUCUCACCAGAACUAUCUCCCCACAAGCCACAGGCCUCUCACCCCGGACCUUGGAGGCCCAGCCCACCUUGUGACAGAAGCACCGGCCGCCCCUCCGGCCUGGGCUCCGUGUCAGGGGCCUCCCCUCCUGGGCUGGCAGCCACAGCCGGCCCCUCCACCAAGGCCAUUGGCCCUCAAGUCGGACCAGACCCUGCAGGACUGUCUCUACUUCAAAAGCAGCAUUCCAGAAGUUUCUACCUCCUCUCGCACUUGCAUCCCGCCCACCCACGGGCUUGGGUCUCCCUCCUGUCCUCAAUGUCAUUAAAUCCUGCGGACCUUGUCCCCUCCCUCCCCCAGCCCCCUCUCCUCUUAGGUUUCAGGGCACCCCUGCCCGAGACCCCCAGGCUCCUUGGAAAUUGCUGGGAAGGGGGUUUGGCAUACCAAUCUCAGGGGCUUCACCUAGAACGCACUGCAGCUCUGCAACAACCCAUCAUCCACUCAGCCCUGACACAGGGGUCUGGGUAUUCCCUGCUCCUCCUCUGUCCCCAGACUUUCUCCUCUGGACUUGUUCUCUUGUCCCCUGGCCCUUGUCCUGACCAGGCCUCUAGCUUCCUCCUGCCUCUCAUCUGUGUCACCUGACUCUGUCCCUCCCCUGCUCCACAACCUCCCAUGGCUCCCCAGUACCUUCCUUCACAUCACUGUGUCCAGAAUUUGCAGCCUUGCACUCCAUCCCUCGUUCUGAUUAUUUUCCUUAAAAGAGCGACCCACCCCAUGUACCCCCUUCCCUCCCCUGCUUAUCACUAGCCUUAAGACCACCUGACAGACUCUACCUUUUAUUUGCUGAUUAUUUGUCUCCCCACUAGGAUGUCAACUUCAAUAUUUGUGUCUGUUUUCUUCACUGCUGUUGAUAGUACCUGGUACACAGUAGGUGCUUAAUAAGUAUUUAUUAAAUGAAUGGAGGAAACAUGAACUUCUAUUCAUGCCUUGAAACCCAGCUAAGAAGCCCCCUACUCCCUGCCUUGCUCGGUGUUCAGGAGAGCCAACAGGAAUUGCUUUACUCUCUUGGGCCUCAGCUUCCCCAACCUCCACUGACAUUUGCAAGUAUAAGCGGGACUUUUUUCUGGUCCCAACUGAUAGAAACAGUAAGUGGACAUACACUGAGCACCUGCUGUAUGCCGAUCGCUGCUAUGCUCUUCCAGUACCUCACCGAGUUCCUCUGAGAGUCUCAUGGGGUAGGUCCUCAUGUUUCCCUUUUAUAGCUAGGGAAACUGAGGCCCAGAGCAGGGGAGGCCCACCGAGGCCAGUGGUCACUCCCCCCACAUUCCCCUCUGGUGCCUCAGCUCCCAGCUGCCCUGCCCGCCCUCAGCAGCUCAGAGCAGCCAGCGCCAGGCUGAGGGGCCGCCUCAACUAAUCACCUUGUGCUAAUCCUCCCCCGCCCUGACCCCCAACCUCUUCGGGUCUGGCAGGGCCAGGCCAGCAGCAGAUGUGGUGCUGGGCCCACUGGGGCGGGAGCCCGUGGAUACAGGGGCUCACUGGAGGUGCCGGCGCCACGGGCUCCCCUGCCCCCCCAGCGGGCUGUCCCUCCUGCUGUCUCACCACCAUCUGUCCUGGAAGGAGGAGCCAUGUUCCUGAGCCCAGGCGAGGGGCCGGUGGCCGAGGGCAGGGGGCCAGGCCUAGGCGAGGAGGCCCCCAAGAAGAAGCACCGGAGGAACCGCACGACCUUCACCACGUACCAGCUGCACCAGCUGGAGAGGGCAUUUGAGGCCUCCCACUACCCAGAUGUUUACAGCCGUGAGGAACUGGCAGCCAAGGUGCACCUGCCCGAGGUCCGCGUGCAGGUGUGGUUCCAGAACCGCCGGGCCAAGUGGCGCCGCCAGGAGCGGCUGGAGUCAGGCCCUGGGGCUGUGGCAGCCCCGAGGCUCCCCGAGGCCCCAGCCCUGCCGUUUGCCCGCCCUCCAGCCAUGCCACUGCCCCUGGAACCGUGGCUGGGCCCCGGGCCCCCGCCCGUGCCAGGCCUCCCGUGCCUCCUGGGCCCGGGGCUGCAGGCGUCCUUCAGUCCCCAUACCUUUGGUCCUGCCUUCGUGGAUGGCUUCACCCUGGAGGAGACAUCCCUGCGGCUGCUGGCCAAGGAGCAUGCACAGGCUCUGGACAGGGCCUGGCCGCCGGCAUGAGCCUGGUGUCUGCACGCCCUACCCCCCCUCCUUGGCCUGUCCCUGGCCACCCGGGUCGGGUCCCCCCGCCUCCUCAUCCUGCCUUACGGGGAGACUGGCGUCCGGUCUCAGCAAGGAGGGCCGAGGGAUUCCCAGGCCAGGAGGUGAGGCCCGGCCCCAGUGGAGUCUGUGCUCCUCUCGGGGCCUCAGUCUCCCCAUGUCAAGCGGGCUUGGGUGGGUGGAUCCCCAGCUCCAGGACUGUAAGGCUGCGGCUGUCAGGAGCCGCUGAGAUCAUCCUGAGUCCGUGAGUCUAAGUCGCUUGCCGGCUCCUAAUUUUCACCAGCAGAGCCACUGGCUCUCAAGGCUCCCCCUGUCCUGGAAGUGACAGGUGACAGUGGCAGAUCAUGGCCAGCUGGCUUCCUUUCACUGGGGUCCAUCCUAUGCCCACAGCUUUGCCCAUCGACAGCCCCAUGAGUGGGCACAGCCAUCAGCCCCCUAUAGGGGAAGAAGCAAGCCCGGAGAGGGCAAGCCGGUGUCCCAGCGGGUGGGGCUUUCUCAACUCACUGCCUGACUCCGUCACCCCAGGCACUCCAGGGGGCCCCAGGAUGGCAGAGACGGACCGACACUGAGCAAACGUCAGUCCGUGCUCCCUCUGUGCAUCGGAGUGCAGCCAUGUCCCCACUGCCCACAGACCCUGGCAGGUCUCCCAGCCCAGGGCGGCAAGGCCACCGUUUGUUCUGUCCAACCCAAGCACGUCUCCACAGGGCUCCUCAAGGCAUGAUGGCUGCCGUUCCCGGAGCCCAGCUGGAUUCUGGGACACAGAAGACGUCAGGGGGGCAAGGAAUGGGGUAUGAUGGUAUCCAGGGCCGGCCUGGUGUCAGCGUGAGGCGCCUCCCUGUGGGACCUGGCAGCCUGGGUCAGACAGGCGUGUGAAGGGGGGUGUCAAGGGCUGAAGCCGCAAGUGGUUGGCACCCUGCCCCUCAGGGUUCCAUCCGCGAAGUGACCACAGACUCACUUCCGGGCCCUCACACCAGAUCUGCACCUUAACAGGGUGCACAGCCUGCACCUGGCACCGCGCACAAGCCCUAUGGCUGGUGUUCUGUUCACAGUGCAGCAGCCAGGACAGCCCAUGGGUGGGUUUGCCCACCCGCCCAUCCGCCUGUGCAUCCAUCUUCCGUCCAGCAUGCCAUGGGGUCAGAGAGGCAAACAUCCCUGCUGUAAUGGAGCCGCUGCUCGGUGGGGGAGCAAGGAAACAGGUUCACUAAAUAGACUAAACUAAACGCCAGUUAGUGGUUAAGUGCUUGGGAGAAAAUAAAACCAGAAAGGGCCAUCUGGAGUGCGUCUCAGGGUUGUUAAUAUCACCAUGGAGAAGGUGACAUCAGAGCAGAACCCUGCAGGAGGUGCAACCGGGAGCCACGCGACACAGGCAGAGGGAACAGCAUGUGCAAUGUCCCGGGGCAGGACUUGUGUCCGGCAUGUGGCAGGAGCAGAGUGA
Manis javanica (Malayan pangolin) is the source of this 5035-nucleotide messenger RNA. It is a transcript of the gene RAX2, whose product is annotated as retina and anterior neural fold homeobox 2. Gene Ontology annotation, biological process: positive regulation of transcription by RNA polymerase II. NCBI's taxonomy places the organism in Eukaryota, Metazoa, Chordata, Mammalia, Pholidota, Manidae. Gene Ontology annotation, molecular function: DNA-binding transcription factor activity, RNA polymerase II-specific; RNA polymerase II cis-regulatory region sequence-specific DNA binding. The record is from RefSeq and is a predicted model, not a curated record.